AUGGCCGCGCCCAGCCCUGGGCACGCCCACCACGGCCCUUGUCGUGUCAACACGACUGUAUUCAUAUCCAACCUGCACUGCCCCUCUUGCGUGACCAGCAUCCAAGAGGCCCUGCAGACCCUCGACCCCGCCCCGGAUUCCAUUUCUCACAGCAUCGUGUCACACUCCGUCACCCUCUGCCACGACCCCGGCCUGCCGGUCCAGCACAUCUCCGACUCUCUGGAACUCGCUGGCUUCGAGGUCCACAGCAUCUUCCGAGACUCCCACCCGGUCCACGCCCCCGACUCCUCUCCCGACGAGCUUGACGACAACGAUGCCGAGUGGGAGAAGAGCCUAGAGCAAGCCGUCCGCCGCUGGAGCCAGUGGAGAAAUAGCAGCAAGGUCCCCGACAUGACGAAGCGCCAGAGGCACAUCCAACAGUGCGCGCAGUGCGCCGCUGAGUGCGACCCUUCCAAGAAACAUGCCGCUGGUUCGGCUCACGAGCUUGAUGCUCUGCGCCUCGUCGACUCGGAGAAGGGCUUCAGUGUCGAGAAGCACAGCAUCGACUCGGGCCUCUCCGGGAGAUUCAGCCUCGACUCGGUCGUGUCCACUGCCCCCGAGUCGGCCCAGCUCUACCACGCCUCGAUCGCCAUCACCGGCAUGACCUGCUCUGCUUGCGUCGGUUCCAUCACCCGCGUGGUCGAGGAGCUCCCGUACGUUCGUUCCAUUGCCGUCUCCCUCUUGACCCACAGCGCCUCGGUUGAGCUUGAAGCCAAGGACAACGUCGACGGCGUCAUUGGAGCAAUCGAGGACGCCGGCUUCGACGCCGGCCUCGACAGCAUUGAAGAAAUCCCGGACCGCAGGAAGUCUGUCCGUCCACCGGCUAUCGACAAGUGGAAGGCCGUCAUUUCCAUCGGAGGCAUGACAUGUAGUGCCUGCACUAAUGCCGUUACCGCCGGUGUCCAGCAGCUCCCCUGGGUCGAGUCCGUCAAUGUGAACCUCUUGUCGCACAGCGCUACCGUCAUCUUCAGCGGAAAGGAAAACACAGACGCUGUCAAGGAGGCAAUCGAGGACUGCGGUUUCGACGCAACCCUGGACAACGUGUCGGAGCUAGUGCAGGAGAAGCAACAAGAUGUCCGUCGCACCGUCAUGAUCCGGAUAGACGGCAUGUUCUGUCACCACUGCCCGUCCAACGUGAUUGACAUCUUGAGCCGCGAAUACAUGGGUGCGGUGCAGGUCGAGGCCGUCCCCACCAUCAAGGAGCCGAUCCUGCAGAUCAGGUACACGCCCAACCUUGGCCAGAACUUCACCAUCAGGCACAUCCUCAAGACCAUCUCGGAUGUCAACCCCGCUCUUGAGCCUUCGAUCCACCACCCUCCGACUAUCGAGGAGCGAGCGCGCCAUUUGCAUGCCCGUGAACGGAAGAGGAUCCUUCUGCGUCUCGGCCUUUGCGUCGCUGUGGCCAUCCCCACCUUCAUCAUCGGCAUUGUCUUCAUGAGUCUUGUGUCGAGCAAAAACCCUGCGCGUAUGUUCCUCAUGGAGCCUAUGUGGUCGGGUGGUGUCAGCCGGACUCAGUGGGCCCUGUUCAUCUUGGCCACACCUGUCUACUUCUUCGCAGCCGACACAUUCCACAAACGAGCCAUCAAAGAGGUUCGCGCACUGUGGCGACGUGGAAGCAGGACGCCUGUUCUUCAGAGGUUCUAUCGUUUUGGCAGCAUGAACAUGCUGAUGUCUCUCGGCACCAGCAUCGCCUACUUCGCAUCGAUUGCCGAGCUUGGCCUCAGCGCCACCGGCACCGAACACGUCGACGAGGAGAAUUACUACUUUGACUCGGUUGUUUUCCUUACCAUGUUCCUGCUCUUGGGAAGAUUCCUCGAAGCAUACAGCAAGACCAAGACUGGGGAUGCUGUGACUGCUCUUGGAAACCUUCGCCCCACCGAGGCCAUACUCGUCGACACUGUCCAGAUGAAGGACCAGAAGGUGAGCGUCGACCUGCUCGAGGUUGGUGAUGUCAUCAGGGUCCAGCAUGGAAGCACGCCGGCCUUUGACGGCACCAUCAUGGACGCAUCCGCCAAGUUUGAUGAGUCAAGCCUGACGGGAGAAGCGCGGCUGGUGUCCAAGGAAGUUGGCGAUACCGUCUUCGCCGGAACCGCGAACAAGGGCAGCCCGAUCCAGGUGAAGCUGACGUCCAUCUCCGGCUCUUCAAUGCUCGACCAGAUCAUCAAGGUCGUCCGUGAGGGCCAGACUCGCCGCGCUCCCGUUGAGCGGGUUGCCGAUAUGAUCACUAGCCACUUCGUCCCCGUUGUCGUCUCUAUUGCAAUCAUGACAUGGGUCAUCUGGCUUUCGCUUGGGCUUUCUGGGGCACUCCCGCAAGACUACCGUGGCAACCACUCGGGCAGCUGGGAGCUUUGGUCUCUACGGUUCGCCAUCGCUCUGUUCGUCGUCGCCUGCCCCUGUGGCAUCGGUCUUGCUUCUCCGACGGCACUUUUCGUGGGUGGUGGUCUUGCCGCCCGGUACGGUAUUCUGGUCAAGGGCGGUGGCGAAGCUUUCCAGGAAGCGAGCGCCCUUGACUGCAUCGUCUUCGACAAGACUGGCACCCUGACUCAGGGAGGCGACCCUGCAGUUACUGACGCUGAGCUCCUGUCGCCUCUGCAAGAGGAUGAAGUGUGCGGCCUUGCCAAGCGUCUCGAGGAGAGCAGCAGCCACCCUAUCGCCACUGCCAUUUCAACCUUCUGCGGCUCCAAGAAGAUGCGCGAGUACCAAGUCAUCGACAUCCAGGAGAUUCCCGGCAAGGGCCUCAAGGGCACAUUCAAAACCGCGGACCCCGAGCCCCGGAUCGUUGGAGCCAUCAUCGGCAACGAAUCCCUCCUCGUCGACCACAACGUGCAUGUCCCCGUCGCCACCCUCGGUGUCCUGGAUGGCUGGAAGCGCCAGGGCAAGUCAGUGGCCCUCAUGGCCACGUCGGUCUCUCCGGUUGACGGGCCCUGGACGCUCACGGCCGACUUCGCCAUCGCCGAUGCCCUCCGGCCCGAGGCCCGCGACACGGUGGCGGCGCUGCAGGCGGGCGGCAUCGACGUGUGGAUGUUGUCGGGCGACAACCCGACGACGGCGGUGGCGGUGGGCGCGCAGGUGGGCAUCCCGAGCUCGAACGUGAUCGCGGGCGUGUUGCCAGACCAGAAGGCGGAGAAGAUCCAGUACCUGCAGAGGACGCUGGGCAGCAAGAAGAAGAAGAAGAAGAACACGGGGCGGGCGACGGUGGCCAUGGUCGGCGACGGCAUCAACGACUCGCCCGCGCUGACCAUGGCCGACGUCGGCAUCGCCAUCGGCUCGGGCUCCGACGUGGCCAUCUCGUCGGCCGACUUCAUCCUCAUGACCAGCUCGCUCGAGUCGGUCCUGACGCUCGUCCAGCUCUCGCGCAAGGUCUUCCGCCGCGUGUGGUUCAACUUCAUGUGGGCCGGCGUGUACAACCUGUGCGCCAUGCCCAUCGCUGCCGGCGUGCUGUAUCCCCUCACCACGGCGAGCGGCAGCCACAUCAGGCUGGAUCCUGUCUGGGCCAGCUUGGCCAUGGCCAUGAGCAGUGUGAGCGUCGUGUGCAGCAGUUUGAUGCUGAGGAGUAAGAUCCCUGGUGUGGGGUUCAGGCCGAAGACCUAG
Molecule: messenger RNA, 3630 nt
Organism: Diplodia corticola
Lineage: Eukaryota; Fungi; Ascomycota; Dothideomycetes; Botryosphaeriales; Botryosphaeriaceae
Product: copper resistance-associated p-type atpase
Exons: 1
Coding region: 1-3630 (1209 amino acids)
Biological process (GO): monoatomic cation transport; copper ion homeostasis
Cellular component (GO): membrane
Molecular function (GO): ATP binding; ATP hydrolysis activity; P-type divalent copper transporter activity
Source: RefSeq, a predicted model, not a curated record